UUAUGAAAAAAGGACGAAAGAUAUAUGAUUAGAUAUACAGAUUUCCACUCAUUUCAUUGUUACCUUACAAUUAACUAUUGUGUUGAGCUAUUAGUAUCAUAUGUUGUCAAUAUUACACCUUAUUUUCCUUUAUGACGUCACGACUGAAAGAUGAUGAUUUCUACAUAUUUUAUUUUUAUCUUACAUUUAAAUGUUGUGUUAAAUUGUGAGCAUACUAGUAUCAACUUAACGUAUAACAGACUUUGUGAAUGGAAAAUGCACGGGAAACAGGUUGACGUGCUUUGCAACAUCAAAGAGGAUAUGGAAUGGUCAUUUAACGAUUUCAGAAAAUGGAGGUCCUGUUUUCCUUCGAUUUCACAACUUUAUUUGACUGUGAGUUGUGCUGCAGGUGCAUCCAUUGCUCUUCAACGUCCACUUGAAAUUCCAGGAAUGCAUUCUAUUAAUAUUGAUAGCUGUUACAUUAAGAACUUCUAUGAAAUAAGUUCAAGAAAGGUCAAGAAAAGCAAAAAUAACUUGAAAAGUAUGAAAAUGAGAAAUAGUGUUUUCGAGUUUAAAGACUCUGAUAUGUGGAAAAAUGCAAUGAAAAAUAGUUAUAGUUUAAUUCAUACAUGUGAGCUCUCAGUCGUCUUAAAGGAAUUUAUCCUGCGUAAUAUCUCAACAAAAUAUAUUAUGGACAUGCAUGAUCUAUCUUCUCUUCAAAUGGAAGAAUUGAAAGAAAGAAUAAAAAACGUAAGUUUGCAGAAAAGGGAAUGCGCUUAUGAACAACUGAAAUAUUUUGAAAUUUCUGAAAGUGCAAAUUCUUUUACAUAUACUCACAUUCAUGAUAUAUUUUCAAAAUCUGUAUUUUCUCAACUAAAAACACUUAAUUUAAGUAGCAAUGGUCUGAAAUCGUUCCCAACUGUGCUACGUCUAGAGACAUGGUCUACAAAAUUCGGAACCUUGAGACAACUUGAUUUUUCGAAUAACUAUAUUACUCAACUUGAUUUUCUCUCAACAGAGAGGUAUUUGCAAAAUCUUGAUUUUGAGUUGAAUUUAUCUAAUAACAAGAUUGGAUUAUUAACAGAGGCUGAUUUGCAAUCGUUAAAAUAUUUGUAUUACAAAAAUGUAAUUGUGAAUUUACGUAAUAACUCAGGAAUGAAAUGUUUAUGCAAAACGUUUAACGCCGAACAAGUUUUUCGUACAACAUGGGGACAAAAUUAUUCCUACCUCAAGAGCGCGUGUGUUCAUAACUGUAACAUAGAUUCAGAUACGGAAAAUACUAGUGCAAGUCAUCAAUUUAUUGCAUAUUCAGUUUUAGUUUUCUUUUUCUCUUUUGGAACAUUAGUUUCUACGUCUCUAUUAUGUUUACGUAGAAUUUUCCGUAAAAAUAAGAAAAAAGACUCGUAUGAGGUGCAGUCUUUUAUUUCUGCCGAAUCGAUAUAUGACGCUUUUAUAUCUUACAGUUCCAUGGAUGAGCAUUGGAUCUAUGAUACCUUAGUUCUCAACCUAGAAUCAAAUAUACCCGGCAUCAGGUUAUGUCUUCAUCAACGAGAUUUUGUACCGGGAGCUACUAUUGCUGAAAACAUCAUAAGAAGUAUUGACGACAGCACACACACGCUGAUAAUUUUGACUGAAAACUUUACCAAAAGUGAAUGGUGUCAAAUGGAGUUCCAGAAAGCUUUCCACCAAACUUUAAAACAUAAAAAACAUCUCAUCGUCAUACUUCUUGGAGAUUUAGAUACUUCAACAUUAAACCGAGACAUUAAGUUUUGUAUAAAAACAUACACUUUCUUGAAGGUUUCAGAAAUAUUGUUUUGGACAAAAUUAUACAAUGCGUUGUCAAAGUAAAUGAUUUCAAUUUAAUAUUACAUUUAAUGAUACCAUUUCAACCGUAAGAUUAACAUUUUGUAACUAUCUAUACAUUUUCUUUCGUAAAAAAUCAGAAAUA
Mytilus californianus (California mussel) is the source of this 1927-nucleotide messenger RNA. RefSeq names its product toll-like receptor Tollo. Gene Ontology annotation, molecular function: protein binding; transmembrane signaling receptor activity. Gene Ontology annotation, cellular component: membrane. Gene Ontology annotation, biological process: toll-like receptor signaling pathway; immune response. NCBI's taxonomy places the organism in Eukaryota, Metazoa, Mollusca, Bivalvia, Mytilida, Mytilidae. The record is from RefSeq and is a predicted model, not a curated record. The transcript has a single exon. Bases 151 to 1827 code for a protein of 558 amino acids.